This is a messenger RNA of Closterium sp. Naga37s-1, 2253 nucleotides long. The record is from the annotation of a GenBank genome assembly. Lineage: Eukaryota; Viridiplantae; Streptophyta; Zygnematophyceae; Desmidiales; Closteriaceae.
AUGGCUAAAUUCUCCGAGGAAACCGGUGAAAGCGGGGAAAGCGGUCGUUUUGGCGCCGGCGGUCAUCUGAAUCUGGACGCUUCCGCGUCCGUGUUCAACGCUUCUGAGCGUCCCAUUCGCGAGCCGGUCUGGGCCGGAGCUUUCAUCAUCUGCGCCGCGAUUUUCGUUCUGCGGGAGUUCUCCUGGUUCAUCCGACCGUUGCUGUCCCUUAACUCCUUCGCGUCGCGUUUCUUCUCUCUCGAAGCGCUCUCUGCGCUUGCCAUCGCCCUGGUGUCGAUCUUCCCGACGAUGUUCGUUUUUCUUGUCUGCGUUAGAAGGAUGUCCGUUAAGCUCGUUAAGUGGUGCCUCAGAGUUACUGUAGCGUUCUUCGUUAUUCACAGCCUCAUGGCGCUACACACGCCGCCUCCGCCGCCGAGAUCCGCGGUUGCUCCUGCGGCGCCUGACGCGCCCCCACAGUCCGCGAUUUCCGGGGUUCCCUUAUCCACAUCCACGUCAGCACCCGCGCAUGGGGGUAUCGGCGGCCAAUCAGCGGCGAGCAUUUUGGAGUCCGCGGCUCCGUUCUCCAUGUCGCGUUUCCUGCGUGACACGUCAGCAGACGAAUCUCACAUCCACGUCAUCACUGCCACGGCUACCAAUCACCUCGCUGCUUAUCUCAACAGGCGAAAGCUCCAGGAAGCUGCGGUACCAGCGCCACCAGAAAACCCGAACCAGCCUGUACCCCCACCUCCAGGACCUGAUCCCAACGCAAACUACGUUCUCAGUCUUGAAAUGUUCUUAACAGACUUACUUAACGGCUUAGCCGUUCUGGCAGUGCUAUUGGUCUGCAAGGAUUACCACCCGCUUUCGUCCACUGUGAUUGGUCGAGCGUCCCAGGCUGUGAUGACCCGAGCCCGGGGCCUCAUAGUGGGGGUGGCGAUCUUCUCCUUCCUCUGCAUCGUCCUGUUUGUACCCGUUAUAGCCAGCCUCGUUGAGCUGUUUUUCUCCUGCAGAUUCUUACUCCAGCAGGAUCCAUUGUUCGGAUCACCUGAUUCGCCGUUUCAUGCCCAGGAGGAGAGAUGUGUCUUAUGGAAUGACACUAUAGCGGUUCAGUACUGGCUGUCCCCUCUCGCUGUAAUCUUCCUCUUUAUAGGCAUCUGGAUGGCGUAUCAAAUCGGCGUGACUCUCCAGUUCAUUGCCGCAGCUACAGUAGCGCAGGUCUACAGUAACCGAGACUCCAACCAAUCAGACCCCACCAACACCAGCAGCAGCAGCAGCAGGGAGGGGAGUUUGCAAGACGAAGCAGGAGGGUGGUUCGAUCGAGACGCCCUGGUGGAUCGAUGGAACGUGGUGGCUCGGGCUGUCAAGCUAGCUUACUCCUCGUCUAUGGGUACCAUCUGUCUCGUCAGCUUUAUCCUGACCCUGGCAACGGUGGUGUCUGUGCUGCUCAACGUGCUCGUGAUUUGGCUGUUCGGGAUGUCGGCGAUUGUCGUGGUGCCACGUGUCGCGAUCGCAUUCGCUCUCUUCAUCUUCACGUAUUUCUUCAUCUGGUUCGUGGUGGUGGUUCGUGGUGGUGGUGGCGGCCAUAUCAGGCCACGGCUCACGCCGCUCGCUCGCGCUCUCCGCGUUGCCUCACUGCUUUCCCUCCCACCCCAUUCCCCCUCCUCUCUUCCCCCCUCUUCCCCCCUCUCCCCCCCCCCCCACCCCAUUCCUCAGGUUCGUGGUGAUGGUGGCGGCCAUAUCAGGCCACAGCUCGCGCCGCUCGCUCGCUCUCUCCGCCUUGCGCCACUGCUUCCCCCCCCACCCCAUUCCCCCUUCCUCUCUUCCCCCCUCUUCCCCCCCACCCCUCCCCUCCCCAGGUUCGUGGUGGUGGUGGCGGCCAUAUCAGGCCACGGCUCGCGCCGCUCCCUCGCUCUCUCCGCUUCUCUGCUCCGCAACCACCUCAAGUCCGCCCUCGCUGUUAAUCUCACCGCCAAGUGCAUCCUCGGAGUCAUCUCCACCGUCGUCACCCUGAUCCUUCUCCUCUUCCUUUCCAUCCUCAUGCUGCCUCUCUUCGGCCAUCUUCUCAAGACCGACACCAUCCAAGCGCUCUUUGUCUUCCUGCCCGUGGCCCUUGCCGUCGGCAUCACAGCCUUCUCCUUCAAGCUCGUAUUUGUGCCCGUCGUCGCCACCAUGUUUGUGUGCUUCGCGUGGGACAACCGGGGUGCUGCUGCUCCAUUGGCGACCUCGCACACAGAGGAGCUGGUAGCCACAGUGGUGCCCAGAGCACAUGGUUAG